CCCACUUCCAGCCCCCGCCCCCCGCACCGCCCCGGCGCAGAGAGGUGGAAGAACCUGGGACUCCGCGGACGCCGCAUUUAGAAAGCCAGAGAAACUGAGUCCCACGUAAGCACCGGUGAGGGCUGCUUCCUUCCACCCACAGACCUGGCCUUUAGGCUGCUCCCAAGCCAAUGAACCCCAUGAACCCCAUGAAACCUGCCCUGCCCCCCGCGCCACACGGUGAUGGUCCAUUCGCUUAUGAGGCGGUGCCUUGGCAACAAAGUGCCAGUCAGCCAGCAGGAUCGCUGUCUGUGGUCACAACCGUGUGGGGAGUCGGCAACGCGGCACAGAGCCAGGUUUUGGGGAACCCCAUGGGCCCAGCGGGGAGCCCCCCCGGCAGCUCCAUGAUGCCCGGCGUGGCAGGCGGCAGCUCGGCCCUGAACUCCCCGCAGUGCCUCGGGCAACAGGCAUUCGGUGAGGGUGGCACCAACAAGGGCUACGUGCAGCAAGGGGUGUACAGCCGCGGGGGCUACCCCGGGGGCCCCGGCUUCACCACCGGGUAUGCAGGCGGCCCGGGGGGGCCGGCGGGCCUGGGCCUCCCCUCACAUGCUGCUCGGCCCUCCACUGACUUCACGCAAGCGGCGGCGGCGGCUGCUGUGGCUGCUGCUGCCGCCACGGCCACCGCCACGGCCACAGCCACUGUGGCCGCCCUCCAGGAGAAGCAGAGCCAGGAGCUGAGCCAGUACGGAGCGAUCGGGGCUGGACAGUCUUUUAACAGCCAGUUCCUGCAGCACGGAGGUCCCCGGGGGCCCAGCGUCCCCAGCAGCAUGAACCCUGCCAGCGUGGGAGGGCUGAUGGGCCCCUCCGGCAUGAGCCCCAUGGGCAUGAACCCCACCCGGGCAGCGGGCAUGGCGCCCCUGUAUACAGGGCAGCGCCUGCCCCAGCAUGGGUACCCUGGGCCUCCCCAGGCCCAGGCACUCCCCCGACAGGGCGUCAAGAGAGCCUACUCCAGUGAGGUUUAUCCUGGGCAGCAGUACCUGCAAGGAGGCCAGUAUGGGCCCAGCGCCACCCAGUAUGCACCUGGCCCUGGCCAGCCCCCUGCCCCCUCCUCCUACCCUGGGCACAGGCUGCCCCUGCAGCAGGGCGGGGGCCAGUCCCUGCCCACGUCGGGCCCCGCAGGACUGCACUACAAGCCUGCAGACCAGUUCAAUGGGCAGGGGGCCAGCUUCAACGGGGGCAGCGUCAGCUGCAGUCAGCCCAGCCUGAGUUGGCCUGCUCGUUCCAUCCCCGGCUACCCCAGCUCCCCACUGCCAGGGAGCCCCACGCCGCCCAUGACCCCUGGCAGCAGCGUUCCCUACAUGUCCACCAGCCAAGAGGUCAAAUCUCCUUUCCUGCCCGACCUCAAGCCCAGCGUGAGCAGCUUGCACCCGUCACCCCCUGGCAGCGGCCCCUGUGACGAGCUGCGGCUGACCUUCCCCGUGCGGGAUGGGGUGGUCCUCGAGCCCUUCCGCCUGCAGCACAACCUGGCCGUGAGCAACCACGCCUUCCAGCUCCGCGACUCUGUCUACAAGACCCUGAUGCUGAGGCCUGACCUGGAGCUGCAGUUCAAGUGCUACCACCACGAGGACCGGCAGAUGAACACCAACUGGCCGGCCUCGGUGCAGGUCAGCGUCAACGCCACCCCGCUCACCAUUGAGCGUGGUGACAACAAGACCUCCCACAAGCCCUUAUACCUGAAGCAUGUGUGCCAGCCGGGCCGCAACACCAUCCAGAUCACCGUCACGGCCUGCUGCUGCUCCCACCUCUUCGUGCUGCAGCUGGUGCACCGGCCCUCCGUCCGCUCGGUGCUGCAGGGUCUCCUCAAGAAGCGCCUCCUGCCUGCUGAGCACUGCAUCACCAAGAUAAAGCGGAACUUCAGCAGCGGCACCAUCCCUGGCACCCCUGGGCCCAACGGAGAGGACGGGGUGGAGCAGACAGCCAUCAAGGUGUCACUCAAGUGCCCCAUCACCUUCCGCAGAAUCCAGCUCCCUGCCCGAGGUCACGACUGUCGCCACAUACAGUGCUUCGACCUAGAGUCGUAUCUACAGCUCAACUGUGAGCGAGGGACCUGGAGGUGCCCCGUGUGCAACAAGACAGCGUUGCUGGAGGGCCUGGAGGUGGACCAGUACAUGCUGGGCAUCCUCAUUUACAUUCAGAACUCCGACUACGAGGAGAUCACCAUCGACCCCACGUGCAGCUGGAAGCCAGUGCCUGUGAAGCCUGACGUGCACAUCAAGGAGGAGCCAGACGGGCCGGUGCUGAAGCGCUGUCGCACCGUCAGCCCCGCCCACGUGCUCAUGCCCAGCGUGAUGGAGAUGAUCGCUGCCCUGGGCCCCAGUGCUGCUCCCUUUGCCCCCCUGCAGCCCCCCUCAGCUCCUGCCCCCAGCGAUUACCCCAGCCAGGGUUCCAGCUUCCUGGGGCCAGGGACCUUCCCCGACUCCUUCCCGCCCACCACGCCCAGCACCCCGACCCUUACUGAGUUCACCCCAGGGCCACCUCCUGCCUCCUAUCAAUCCGACAUUCCCAGCAGCAUCCUGACGCCAGAGAAGUCUGCCGCCUGCCUCCCAGGCCAGAUGGCACCAGCAGGUCACCUGGACCCGGCCCAUAACCCCGGGCCACCAGGGCUGCACGCUCCCAACCUUGGCGGCCCCCCAGGGCCCCAGCUGCACCAUCCAAACCCUCCCCCCGUGUCCCGGCAGCCCCUGGGCCCAGUGAACUCGGGUCCCAUCGGCGAGCUGGCCUUCAGUGCUACCACAGGCAUGAUGGGCCCCCCCAUGUCUGGGGCAGGGGAGGCCCCAGAACCAGCCCUGGAUCUGCUCCCGGAACUGACCAACCCCGACGAGCUGCUGACCUACUUGGGCCCACCCGACCUCCCCACAAACAACAAUGACGACCUGCUCUCCCUCUUCGAGAACAACUGAUCCUGCUCACCCCCGGCUGGCGGGGACAUGCCCACAGAUGUCACACACCUGCCCCCAGCCCAGCCCACCUGACACCAGCGGCCCUCCCCGCGCGCACACCUGGAGCCUGGGCCCCCCCGGAGCUGGAGGCAGCCCUGCGCGGGGAGGGAGGGGACCCCCGGCAGGGGCACGCGCUGGCCCGGUUAGCCGGCAGAACUGUUUGUGCUGAGCUGCCCGACCCUGCCCCCGGCCAGCCCCCCCCGGUCCAUGACACACCUGGCGCCCCUGACCUCUCAGCCUUGCCCCGGGUUCCCCCGCCCCUGCCUGCUCCCACCGGCCUGCAUCUUGUCCAGUGUUGACCUUUCUAUUUCAAUGGCCCCUGGGCCCUGGCCGGCGGGGAGCAGGGCCGCUCUGUCCUGCGGCCUGAUCUCACCCUGCCUGCUGUGUGCUGUGGCUGGUGGGGUCCGUCUGCCCACCUGAGGCUUCGGGCUGAGGCUGGGGUGGGGGCUCUAAAGCACAACAGUGUACAUAGUGUAGGAACACUAACAGAUGUAGGUGGCUGGUCCGUCCGUGCAGCCAGGGUCUCUGGGCUGGGGCUCCUGCCAGCGCCAGAGUGCAGGGGGCAGCAAGCCCCGCUGCCUGGGGACGGGGCUCAGACACCACUCCACGUGCAGACUCUCCAGCGGCUGCUCCCCCAACUUCCCCUUUUCUGUGAAAGUGAAGAAUUGGUCCCGCUGUGUUUUUUAAACCAUCUCCCUGUGUCCACCCUGGGGCCAUGCCAGGUGGGGGAGGAGGAGCUGCCGCUCUCCUCGGUGCAGGGCCUAGUCGUGUCCCCUGUCUGCCUGUCUCUAUUAAAGGACUCCCUCAUGGUGGGCUUGGCCAGUC
Vicugna pacos (alpaca) is the source of this 3803-nucleotide messenger RNA. Lineage: Eukaryota; Metazoa; Chordata; Mammalia; Artiodactyla; Camelidae. The record is from RefSeq and is a predicted model, not a curated record.